AUGUUCUUACCUCACUUUGCUUUGAUCGGCUUAUCCAUCCUUGUCAUAUUCGUAAUUAAUGUCACUGCCCAAACGAAACCAGUUUGGAGCACGAAACAAACGCCAUUUCAAGGAGCAAAACGAGUCUCGAAGACAUGGACGUAUCAAUCAGCAAAAGCACACGGAAAUGUUACUUAUGCUGAUCCUUACGUUUGGAUGGAAGAUCCCAUUGAAUCGAAUCCCGAUAUUCAAGAAUUCGUCAACAAUCAAAUGCAAUUAACCAAAAGCUAUUUGGACAAAUGCACAAAUUUCGAUCAAAUCACACAAUCUAUUCGUAACGCAUACGAUUAUGACGACUAUGACGACAUGUGGUUGUUUGAUGUCGAUGUGAAGGAGCCUUUCUAUAUUUAUUCAACUCGUGGGGCAAAUGACAGUUUAAGAACAUUCCAUCUUGCUUCUGUUCCCGAAAUGGAAUUAGCUAAAAAGAAAGAGUUCUUAGUUGAAGCAAUGCUCAGCGAGAAUAGCACGUCAAGUCUGAUCACAUGGAAUAUUUCUCCUGAUUUAAAGACUUUUGCUUAUUUAGUAACGGAAGAAGGUACUGAUACGGGAACGUGGUAUUUCCGCAAGCUUGACUCGCCAUUGGUCAAUCCAAAAACAAGACCGCCGGGCGGAGAAGACCGCUUGCCGGAUGUGAUACCGUCAUGUGAUGGAGGUAUAUUCUGGAAUGAGAAUUCAAGUGCAUUCUUCUAUACUCAAUUGAACAAUCCAGAAGGUGGUCGGAAUACUGAUAUUGGUUCCCGCGUACGCCAUCAUAUAUUUGGCACUUCAUACGAAAAGGAUAUCACGGUCGUACAUCCAGAUCCGGAUCAAAAUAUCUUUUGGGGCAUUUCAGGUAGCGAAGAUUUCCGUUGGUUAUAUGUAACUGCGAUCAAAGAUGCGGACAUGAAAUCAGUAGCAUAUGCAACCUUGCUCACAGGUCAAACUUUGUCCGAUACAAUGAAAUGGAUAUCCCUCUCACCUUCUUACGACUAUACGUUCAACAUCCUCUCGACAAAGAAUGAUUAUUUAUAUAUUCAAACGGACAAACAUGCGCUAGAUGGGAAGGUUUCCAAACUGAAAUUGGAUUGGAGUAAAGCUCGACAAGUCAAAAAGCUCUCUGAACUGAAAGAUCAAGUCAAAAUGACUGAUAUCAUUCCCGAGAAGCACUUUGCUCUUUUAGCUCAAGCGUGGGUUGUAGCAACUGAUAAGAUUAUGCUCUUCUAUGUUAUGGAUGGGAGAGUGAAAAUGUUCUAUCAUCAUCUUCACACGGGAAAACUCAUUCAAGAAGUACUGCCGAAUGAAUCGUCGACGCUGUACGGAAUUUAUAGUUGCGAUGUGAAAAGCAACACAAUGAUCUUAGCAUUGACCAGCACAACUUCGCCAAAGAAGAUCUAUCAGCUUCAACUCUCUGAAAAAACAACAGAAGUGUCUCAGCUACUCCUUACACAAAUCAAAGGCACGAAUCCAUCUGAUUACGUUACCGAACAGCUGGAAGCAACGAGCAAGGACGGAACCAAAGUUCCAUAUUUUAUCGUUCACCGCAAAGGUAAAAAGAGGGAUGGCACUUCUCCCGCAAUCAUGCAUGUUUACGGAUUUUACGGAAGUUUAGAGGAUCUAUACUUUGAUUCUUCCCUGUUUUCAUGGAUGACAAGUUACGAUGGCAUUAUUGUUUGGGCAGGUAUAAGAGGUGGUAGUGAACGUGGUCAGGAAUGGCAUCUAGCAGGAUCAAGAGACAAUAAACCAAAGACAUUUGACGAUGCGAUUGCUGUUGCUCAGGAUUUAAUUGCUCGAAAAAUUGCAGCUCCUGGAAAAGUAAUCGGUCAUGGAUAUUCUGGCGGUGGAAUGACUGUGGCAGUGGCAGCACAUCAAGCUCCACAAAAUGUUUUUGGUGCAAUGUUAUGUGGAUACGGUGUUCUUGAUGCCUUUUUAUUGGCAAGAAGCCGAAUUGGAGGCUUUCAAGUUAGCGAAAUCGGUGAUCCAAAGAUACCCAAGGACUUUGAUUCUAUUUAUGCUUAUAGCCCCUUGCAAAAUUUAAGUCCAAAGAAGCAAUAUCCACCAAUCUUGGUCACUUUUGGCGAUUCCGAUGAACGUGUAGUUCCCGGGCAUGGUCUUAAAUAUAUCGCACAAAUUCAAGAAAUGCAUCCAAAUAGUACAACACCAUUGCUUAUGGAUCUUAUCAGCGCUGCUGCCCAUCGAGAAGCAAGUACCACGACCGAACAAUUGGUUUCUAUGGCUGCCAAUCAACACUGUUUUACCCAACUCUCAAUGGGUUUGACAAGGCAGAAGUGA
Molecule: messenger RNA, 2307 nt
Organism: Meira miltonrushii
Lineage: Eukaryota; Fungi; Basidiomycota; Exobasidiomycetes; Exobasidiales; Brachybasidiaceae
Exons: 2
Coding region: 1-2307 (768 amino acids)
Biological process (GO): proteolysis
Cellular component (GO): cytosol
Molecular function (GO): serine-type endopeptidase activity; oligopeptidase activity
Source: RefSeq, a predicted model, not a curated record